This is a messenger RNA of Ruditapes philippinarum (Manila clam), 1367 nucleotides long. RefSeq names its product phosphatidylinositol polyphosphate 5-phosphatase type IV-like. NCBI's taxonomy places the organism in Eukaryota, Metazoa, Mollusca, Bivalvia, Venerida, Veneridae. The record is from RefSeq and is a predicted model, not a curated record. The coding region runs from base 387 to 1367 and encodes 326 amino acids. The transcript has 9 exons. Gene Ontology annotation, molecular function: phosphatase activity. Gene Ontology annotation, biological process: phosphatidylinositol dephosphorylation.
GUGUAUAAUUAUGAGUUAAUAAAUUAUUUUAUGUGUAGGACUGCAGAAAGAUUAUGAGUUAAUAAAUUAUUUUAUGUGUAGGACUGCAGGGAGAUUAUGAGUUAAUAAAUUAUUUUAUGUGUAGGAUAUCAGGGAGAUUAUGAGUUGAUAAAUUAUUUUAUGUGUAGGACUGCAGGAAUAUUAUGAGUUAAUGAAAUAUUUUAUGUGUAGGACUGCAGGGAGAUUAUGAGUUAAUGAAUUAUUUCAUGUGUAGGACUGCAGGGAGAUUAUGAGUUAAUGUAUUAUUUUAUGUGUAGGACUGCAGGGAGCCAUUGGACGACUUUCUAUUGCCUGAAGUCAGCGAGUAUGUCCAGGAUAUCUACGCCAUAGGAACUCAGGAAAAUGCAAUGAACAAGAAAGAAUGGGAGAUAUUGUUACAAGAGACUAUAGGACCGUCACAUGUGUUGUUUCAUUCAGCGGCUCAUGGGGCGUUACAUCUAGCCGUGUUUGUUAAGAGAGAUCUGAUCUGGUUUUGUACAAUGCCAGAGGAUGACCUUGUACAGACGAGGGCGGUAACCAUGGUAAAAACAAAAGGUGCUAUAGCAAUCAGCUUUCAGUUCUUCGGAACUUCAUUCAUCUUCAUCAAUUGUCAUUUUGCACCUGGUGAUGGUAAGAAGAGAGAGAGGCUAGAUGAUUUUACAAAAAUUACCAAGAAUUUAAACUUACCUAAACAGGGCAAUACAGGCUCGCCCAACGGCAGCUCAGCAGAUGUUACAACCCGAUUUGACAGUGUGUUCUGGAUGGGAGAUCUAAACUUCCGUAUCGAGGCUUACAAAGGCAAGCAAGCUAUCGAGGACAUUGUCAAAUACAUUGAACAGCAAGAGCAUACAAAUUAUGAAGACCUUCUAGCCGGGGACCAACUGUCUAAACUUAUUGUAGAAGGAAGCAUAUUUCAAGGUUUUCAGGAAGGCAGGAUUAACUUCCGACCUACAUAUAAAUAUGAUAUAGGGCAUGAUACAUUCGAUACAUCAUCUAAAAAUAGAAUUCCAUCAUAUACCGAUCGUGUUUUGUUUCAAGCAAAGAAGAAGAAUUCUAUUGUAUGUACACAUUAUGACUCACCAUCCAAUGUUAGAUUAUCCGACCACCAUCCAGUAUAUGCGAUAUUUGAAGUAGCAAUACAACCAGCUAGAGAUUGUUCCUUGCCUCUAGCUGCAGGCCAGUUUGACAGAGCUGUUUAUACAGAAGGUAAUAUUCACGUUCAUGACAUUUGCUUUAUACUUAGAAAACACAUGCUCUCCAACCGGAAAACGUUAAAGGUUUGGAAAUUUAUUGAAAAGCAUUCCGAAAGGAAAAAAUCCAAAAUAAGUUUGCUCCCAAUGAAAAUGUGA